CUCGGACGGCAGCAGUUCCUCGUUGCCGGGUUUGGCUGUUGACUGUUGGAGCCGUUGCUGUUUGAAGAGCGGGAGCGGCUGGCGUGAGGGGCGGGGAGUGACCUAGUCACUGGACGCUCUGUGUUCAUGGGACUGGUAGGUCGGUCCUAGGCAGGUACCCUAAUCCGGCUUGCUCGUUAGUCAUUGCAAGCUGCCCUGUUUGUUGCCUUUCACAGUGCCACUGUGGAAGGAAUUGAGUCGAAAUGUCGCCAGAAGUUGCCUUAAAUAGAAUUUCCCCUGCACUUCGUCCCUUUAUCUCCAGUGUCGUUCGAAAUGGAAAAAUUGGCUUAGAUGCUACAAACAAUCUGAAAAUAACUGACCUUAAAUCUGGGUGUACAUCACUAACACCUGGACCCUGUUGUGACAGGUUUAAACUGCAUAUUCCAUAUGCUGGAGAAACCCUAAAAUGGGACAUUAUUUUCAACUGUCACUACCCAGAUCUGCCUCCAGAUUUCAUCUUUGGAGAAGAUGUGGAUUUUCUGCCGGAACCCACAAUGCUGCAUCAUCUGAACGACUGGAACUCCCAGAAUCCAGACUGUCUUCUGCUUGUAAUUAAAGAACUGGUGCAGCAGUACCACAAAUACCAAUGUGAUCGACUCCACGAGAGCUCACGUCUUAUGUUUGAAUAUACAGCACUGCAGGAGGGUCCGGAAUUUGGAGACAACAUGGAAAUCUAUGCAGGAAGAAAGAAUAACUGGACUGGUGAAUUUUCUGCCCGUUUCCUUUUGAAGCUCCCAGUGGAUUUCAGCAACAUACCAACAUACCUUCUCAAGGACACAGUAAUAGACCCAGGAGAAGAUGUUGCUCUCCUUUCUGUCAGUUUUGAGGAUACUGAAGCUACUCAGGUGUUUCCUAAACUGUACCUGUCUCCAAGGAUUGAACAUUCUUUUGGGGGUAAUUCAAGCCUACAUUUGCCCCCCUAUCCCCUUAUUAGCCCUCUCUACGACCCUACUUGUUUGAUUUGCCAGGAUAUUGUAAGUAAAGUGCAGUACAUCAUUCAGGGUUACCACAGACGAAGAGAGUACAUUGCAGCCUUUCUAAGUCACUUUGGAACAGGUGUUGUGGAAUACGAUGCUGAAGGAUUCACCAAGCUUACGUUAUUAUUAAUGUGGAAGGACUUUUGUUUUUUAGUUCAUAUCGAUUUGCCCCUAUAUUUUCCACGGGAUCAACCCACGUUGACGUUCCAGUCGGUGUAUCAUUUUACCAACAGUGGACAACUCUAUCAACAGAUACAGAAAUCUUACCCAUACAGUCCUCGCUGGGAUGGCAAUGAGAUGGCUAAAAGAGCAAAGGCAUACUUCAAAACAUAUGUUCCUCAGUUCCAAGAGGCAGCUUUCGCUAAUGGGAAAUUAUAGUUGACACCAGAAUCCAGAAGGAAACCAAUCAGACAGAUGUAUUUGUUUAUUUCCAAAGUCCAUUGCAUUUUUUAAUUCUUCCUCCUGUGUGCUGAAUUCCAACUGUAAGGACAUUGAUUUUCACUUGGCUGCAAUUCAUUGGAGUGUGCCUAUAGAUAAAUUAAGGUAUUUUCCUAAUUGUUCAGUGAACAUAAACCAACUUAGUUCUGUGUUCCAAAUAACAUGAAAUGUUGUGAAUGAGUGAGAAAAUUGUUCCAAGUUGCAAUAAAUAUUCCCAUUGCAAUGCUUAAA
Messenger RNA from Rhincodon typus (whale shark), 1685 nucleotides. RefSeq names its product BRISC and BRCA1 A complex member 2 (gene babam2). The record is from RefSeq and is a predicted model, not a curated record. The transcript has 15 exons. Gene Ontology annotation, cellular component: BRISC complex; BRCA1-A complex. Lineage: Eukaryota; Metazoa; Chordata; Chondrichthyes; Orectolobiformes; Rhincodontidae. Bases 243 to 1394 code for a protein of 383 amino acids. Gene Ontology annotation, biological process: double-strand break repair.